AAGACAAGUUUGGACCCCACGCGACCAGCAUGGACUGGGCGAAGCUGCUAUCGCCCCAUCAAGGGACCGACUGGACCUUGGCGGAGGACGCGGCCCUGGCCGUCCAGCUCAAGCUCUUCUCGCAGACGCUCCUCGCGCGAACCAAGGCGCUCGAGAACUCGAUCUGGGAGCUCGGACGGGACGCGGAGCGCGCCGACGUGCGCCUCAACAACUCGAUCAACCAGUUCUUAAUGCUCAGCGACAGCCAGUUUAUUGAGAACCGCGUGUACGAAGAAGAAGAAGACGAUAUGGUCGCGGCGCCGGCGGACGCGGACGGAGCGGCCCAGCCGACGAGCGACGACAAGCCGGUCGAGCCCGAGCCGACCAAGGACGACCCGGCCAAGAAGAAGGAUAUCCAGGUCGUCGAUCAGUAUCGGGCGGCGCUGGAGAUGGGCAUGACCGCCAUGAAGCUCUUCUCGGUCGGCAACGAAGAGGACGACGAUGUCGUCGAUAUUUACAACGAGCGCCCACUGCCGUUCGUCAUUGGCACGAAAGAGUUUCUCGAAGACGAGUACUUGGGCCUCGGCGCGGCGCCCGACUCGGACACGGACGACGACGGCAGCGAGGGCUACAGCAGCUCGGACGUCUCCGAGAGCGAGGACGACUCGGAAGAAGAAGAGUCCGCGUCGGACGAAGACGAGUCGGACGAAGAGGACUCUGAAGGUGAAGAAGAAGAGGUGCAGCACGAUAGCAGUGCACGCCCACGGCCCCCGAUGCCGCCAAUGCCACCAAAGCCAGCGGCUGCCCACGUCGACGACUCGGACUCGGACGACUCGGAGGACCUUUUUGGCUUCAACCCGUCCACUGCCUCCAAGCCCGCGCCGCCCAAGCGCGGUGGCCUCUUUGGCAUGGACAGCGACGACGAGAGUGAGGCGUCGGGCCACGACGGACAUCAUUCGUCGCUCUUUGCCGCUCAAGAAACAAAGACCGGCGACUUGUUUGACGGCCGUGCGGUGCCGCCACCCACCGCACCUGCAGCCCGCCCGCCCGUGAACGACCUCUUCAGCGAGCUCAAGGCCUCGGCCGCGGCCCGGCAGCAACCCAAGCCAGCGACGACUGGCCAAGCACUGUUUGGGGAAAGCGACAGCGACGCCGAGUCGACGAGCAGUGGUCUUUUUGGCCGGCAGUCGACAGUCAACAUGUCUCGGAAGGCAUCUCUUCCACCGGCCACGAAGCCUGCGUUCGAUGUUGAUUCAGACUCGGAGUCGAGCUUGUUUGGGUCCUCGCGCGCGCAGCCCAAGGCCCCGAUUGCCCCAGCUCCGUCCAUGCAGCCGUCGCAGCAAUCCAAGCGACUGUUUGGUGACAGUAGUGACGAUGAAGACGACUCGAUGGGCCUCUUUGGCCGCCCGGCCGCCCAAUCGACGCCACCCGCGCCUGUCGCGGCACCUGUCGCGGCACCGCCCGUGCUUGUGCCCGCUGCGGCGCCGAAGAAGUCGGCCAUGUUUGACAGCGACAGCGACGAUGAUGACCACGGUGGCUUGUUUGGUGCACCGAAAAGCAAGCCGGCGACUGCAAUCGCUCCGGUCGACACCAAACCGGCGGCACCGAUGGUACCGGUGCCGCCGCGAAUGACACCGGCUGCCAAGCCGACUACCCUUUUUGGCGAAGACAGUGAUGACAGCGACGACGACGGAGGCGGCUUGUUUGGUGCGCCCAAGGCGGCACCGACGCCCUCGAUUGCGGUGCCGCCGCCAAAACCUGUCGCGUCACAGCCUCCUGUCGUCGUCUCGCAGCCCCCCGUGGUCUCGCAGCCGCCUAUGGUCGCCCCUGCGGCUACGCGGGCGCCGUCAAAGGCGUCCAACCUUUUUGGCGGCUCGGACGACGACAGUGACGACGAUGGUGGCCUCUUUGGCAAGCCGCCGCCGGCCAAGCCAACGACGGUCACGAUCACGGAGACGACAACGACGACGACGACGAUCGCGCCGCAGACGCGACUGCACAGCUUAUUUAAAUCCGAUGAGACCGAUGCGAGUGCGUCCAGCGCCAGUCUCUUCGGGACGCCGCAGCGGCCGUCGUCGCGCAAAAACUUGUUUGCGCCCGAGCCAAAGCCGUCGAGUACGCUCUUUGGCGACGACAGUGACAACGAGUCGACGGCCAGCGGUCUCUUUGGAUCGUCCAACAAGAAGCCGACACCGGUCGUCGCGGCACCGAUUGUGUCUGCGCCGACGCCAGCCGUUAUUGUGCCCAAGCCCUUGCCGGUCGCGCAGCCGCCCAAGGCGGUUGUUCCCCCGAAACCAGAGAGUGAGGACGAGUGGAGCGACGACGAUAGCAAUGGCGGCGGGCUGUUUGGACGCGCGUCCUCUAGUCUGCAACCCAAACCAUCACCCGCGCCAUCCUCGGCGUCCACAUCCAAUUUGUUUGGCCAGCCCAUGGCGGCGGCCGCGCCCCAGGCAAGCCUCUUUGGGGCGCCGUCAGCAGCGACGUUGCAGCCCGCUGCGUCGCUUCAGCCCGCUGCGUCGCUCUACUCUGCUGCCUCCCUACAACCAGCCGCUUCCCUACAACCGGCGGCGAUUCUACAGGCGGCGGUGGUAGCCCAGCCCAGCAACACAAGUCUCUUUGGUCAGCCGUUGACGGCGGCGCCUGCGCAAGCUAGUCUCUUUGGCGCGUCAUCGUCGACGAGCUCUCUUUUCGGCGCAGCGCCGUCUUCGAGUCCACCGCUGCCGACGGCCAUGGGGUCGUCUCUCUUUGGCUCGGCACCGUCUUCGGGCCUAUCGCUCCCAACAGCGACAAACUCCUCUCUCUUUGGCUCGACUUCGACGUCGGGCCCACCGCUUCCCGCUGCCAGCGGCUCGUCGCUCUUCGGUGCGGCUCCUUCGUCGAGCACGACAUCUCUCUUUGGUGCGUCGACGGGCCCGGCCUUGCCAACCGCUGCGGGCACCUCCCUCUUUGGCUCGGCGCCGUCGACGGGUCCGCCCUUGCCCGCUUCUGGAGGCGCGUCGCUCUUCGGUGCUGCACCCGCCAACCCACCAGCGUCAACAACGGCAAGUCUCUUUGGCAACACUAGUGCUGCGGCGCCGGCAACCGCAAGUCUCUUUGGUGCUGCGCCGGCCACGACCACGCCCGCAGGCGUUGCACCGCCGCCGCCACCGGCCGCCCGGCUCUUCAAGGCCGACGACUCGGACUCGGAAGGGUGGUCGGAUGACGAGGCGUCGCUCUUUGGGCCACCCAAGAAAAAGUAGAUCGUUCUACUAUGCUCCACAUCGUUGCUUAAAGGCGAAUCGCGAUAACAUGACGGUUGAA
Messenger RNA from Saprolegnia parasitica CBS 223.65, 3279 nucleotides. RefSeq lists its product as hypothetical. The transcript is spliced from 2 exons. Gene Ontology annotation, biological process: nuclear pore organization; NLS-bearing protein import into nucleus; protein localization to nuclear inner membrane. Gene Ontology annotation, molecular function: structural constituent of nuclear pore. NCBI's taxonomy places the organism in Eukaryota, Oomycota, Saprolegniomycetes, Saprolegniales, Saprolegniaceae. The record is from RefSeq and is a predicted model, not a curated record. Gene Ontology annotation, cellular component: nuclear pore; nuclear pore central transport channel. Bases 30 to 3218 code for a protein of 1062 amino acids.